Phacochoerus africanus (Common warthog) is the source of this 3105-nucleotide messenger RNA. It is a transcript of the gene RASA4B, whose product is annotated as RAS p21 protein activator 4B. The transcript is spliced from 21 exons. Gene Ontology annotation, biological process: intracellular signal transduction; negative regulation of Ras protein signal transduction; cellular response to calcium ion. The record is from RefSeq and is a predicted model, not a curated record. Bases 197 to 2608 code for a protein of 803 amino acids. Gene Ontology annotation, molecular function: GTPase activator activity; phospholipid binding. NCBI's taxonomy places the organism in Eukaryota, Metazoa, Chordata, Mammalia, Artiodactyla, Suidae.
CGUCCCCCGGCACGUGGGGCGGGGGCGGGGGUGAAUGAAGUGGAAGCGAUUCCCCCGCCCCCGCGCUUAGCUCCCCCUCUCUGUGGGGCCCGCCCCCCCUCGGCGCCCAGUCCAGCGUCUGCCUGUCCGCCUGCGGCUGGUACUGGACCCUGACGUCUGGCUCCCCUGGGCCAGGACCCUGCGUCGCGGACUCGCGAUGGCCAAGCGCAGCUCGCUGUCCAUCCGCAUCGUGGAGGGGAAGAACCUGCCCGCCAAGGACAUCACGGGCAGCAGCGACCCUUACUGCAUCGUGAAGGUGGACAACGAGCCCAUCAUCAGGACGGCCACUGUGUGGAAGACCCUGUGCCCCUUCUGGGGCGAGGAGUAUCAGGUGCACCUACCCCCCACCUUCCACUCGGUGGCCUUCUAUGUCAUGGACGAGGAUGCCCUCAGCCGGGACGACGUUAUUGGGAAGGUCUGCCUGACCAGGGACACCCUGGCCUCUCACCCUAAGGGUUUCAGCGGGUGGGCGCAUCUGAUGGAGGUCGACCCGGACGAGGAGGUGCAGGGCGAGAUCCACCUGCGGCUGGAGGUGGUGUCGGGGACCCGGGGCUGCCGGCUGCGCUGCUCGGUGCUGGAGGCCAGGGACCUCGCGCCCAAGGACCGGAACGGUGCCUCUGACCCCUUUGUCCGUGUGCGCUACAAGGGCCGGACGCACGAGACCUCGAUCGUGAAAAAGUCCUGCUACCCACGCUGGAACGAGACAUUUGAGUUCGAGCUGGAGGAGGGGGCCGCGGAGGCACUGUGCGUGGAGGCCUGGGACUGGGACCUUGUCAGCCGCAACGACUUUCUGGGCAAAGUGGUGGUCAACGUCCAGAGACUGCGCGCGGCCCAGCAGGAGGAGGGCUGGUUCCGGCUGCAGCCCGACCAGUCCAAGAGUCGCCAGCGGGAAGAGGGCAACCUGGGCUCCUUGCAGCUGGAGGUGCGGCUUCGGGACGAGACGGUGCUGCCCUCCGGCUGCUACCAGCCCCUGGUGCAGCUGCUGUGCCGUGAGGUGAAGCUGGGCACCCAGGGCCCAGGGCAGCUGAUCCCACUCAUAGAGGAGACGACAAGCACAGAGUGUCGCCAGGAUGUGGCAAGCACGCUGCUCAGGCUCUUCCUGGGGCAGGGUCUGGCCAAGGACUUCCUGGACCUGCUCUUUCAGCUGGAGCUGGGCCGCACCAGUGAGGCCAACACCUUGUUCCGGAGCAAUUCUCUGGCCUCCAAGUCCAUGGAGUCUUUUCUGAAGGUGGCUGGGAUGCGGUAUCUGCACGGCGUCCUGGGCCCCAUCAUUGACAGGGUAUUUGAGGAGAAGAAGUACGUGGAACUGGAUCCCAGCAAAGUAGAGGUCAAGGAUGUAGGGUGCUCGGGGCUGCACCGCCCGCAGACGGAGGCUGAGGUGCUGGAGCAGAGCGCGCAGACGUUGCGCGCCCACCUGGGGGCGCUGCUGAGCGCGCUGAGUCGCUCGGUUCGCUCCUGCCCGGCUGUGGUCCGCGCCACCUUCCGCCAGCUCUUCCGGCGCGUGCGCGAGCGCUUCCCCAGCGCCCAGGACGAGAACGUGCCCUUCAUCGCUGUCACCAGCUUCCUGUGCCUGCGCUUCAUCUCUCCUGCCAUCAUGGCGCCCAAGCUCUUCCACCUGCGCGAGCGGCACGCGGACGCCCGCACCAGCCGCACCCUGCUCCUGCUGGCCAAGGCCGUCCAGAACGUGGGCAACAUGGACACGCCGGCUUCCAGGGCGAAAGAGGCUUGGAUGGAACCGCUGCAGCCCACAGUGCGCCAGGGCGUGGCCCAGCUAAAGGACUUCAUCGCCAAGCUGGUGGACAUCCAGGAGAAAGAGGAGCUGGACCUGCAGCGAUCCCUGAGCUUGCAGGCACCGCCAGUGAAAGAGGGGCCGCUCUUCAUCCACAGGACCAAGGGCAAGGGCCCUCUUAUGUCCUCCUCCUUCAAGAAGCUCCACUUCUCCCUCACCACGGAGGCCCUCAGCUUUGCCAAGACACCCAGCUCCAAGAAAAGCACCCUCAUCAAGCUCUCCAGCAUCCGGGCAGUGGAAAAGGUGGAGGAGAAGAGUUUUGGCAGCUCCCACGUCCUGCAGGUCCUCUACACGGACGACUCGGGCCGGCUGCAGACCGCCUACCUGCAGGGCAAGUGUGUAAACGAGCUGAACCAGUGGCUGUCUGCCCUGCGCAAGGUCAGCAUCCACAACACCGGCCUGCUGGGCUCCUACCACCCUGGCAUCUUCCGUGGAGACAAGUGGAGCUGCUGCCACCAGAGGGACAAGACAGAUCUGGGCUGCGAUAAGACACGGCCCCGGGUGACCCUGCAGGAGUGGAAUGACCCUCUGGACCACGACCUGGAGGCCCAGCUCAUCUACCGGCACCUGCUGGGUGUGGAGGCCGAGCUACGGGAGAAGCACCGGCAGCUGCUGGCGGGGCCAGGAGCAGGUCCUGUGCCCACGGGCCCUGGCGAAGCCCCCCAAGACCCACUGGCCCAGCUGCUCCAGGUGCUGCAGGAUCUCAAGGAGGCCCAUAGAUCCAGUCCAGCAGGCUCACCGUCCUCGGAGCCCAGUCACCUCCUGGAGCUGCAGACGUGAGGCUGACCUACGCCCCCACCGCUGCCAAGCCCCGCCAGGUGCUGGGAGACCCCCGUGCACACCCUGCUUUUCACCUCAGUCCCUCUUGCAGUGCAGGGCUUGGGUCUGUGCUGGGCCGGGGGACCAGGGGGCCCAGAAGUCCAGAGCUGACAUGACUCUGGCCCGUUGUUGCCCACCUGGCAUCCCCGAGGGACUUCAGGAGCACCUGCUCCUCUCUGAGGCCUGGCUGCUCCCUGCCACCCCUGCAGCCCAGACUCUCCAGGGACCCUCCUCUCCUGCCCAGGGCAGACCCAGCUGGAACCCACUCCUAGGGUGGUCCACACCCAGUGGACCCAGAGAGGCACGAGGGAACGUGGGGCCCAGGAGACCAGGCCUCCAGCUCAGCACCCCCUUUGCUCCCGGCCACAACCCCACCCGCUCUCCUCACGGCCUCGUCUGUGCCCCCGGGGAGAGCAUCGUGGUGCUGUAUUGCCAACAAUAAACCUGCUGGGACUGCG